This is a messenger RNA of Fomitiporia mediterranea MF3/22, 1596 nucleotides long. RefSeq names its product sugar transporter. Gene Ontology annotation, biological process: transmembrane transport; carbohydrate transport. NCBI's taxonomy places the organism in Eukaryota, Fungi, Basidiomycota, Agaricomycetes, Hymenochaetales, Hymenochaetaceae. The transcript has 12 exons. Gene Ontology annotation, molecular function: carbohydrate:proton symporter activity. Gene Ontology annotation, cellular component: membrane. The record is from RefSeq and is a predicted model, not a curated record. The coding region runs from base 1 to 1596 and encodes 531 amino acids.
AUGAAGUCAUUGUCUUAUGACUUCAAGAAUAGUCGAGCGUACUGGCUUGCAUUUGUUGUAUUUUGCGGCCUCAUUUCCUUUGGUUAUGACACAGGAGUCGCUGGCGGAGUCAUUGCACAAGAUGCCUUUAUAGACCACUUCUUUCUGGAUGACAAGGGAAACAUUGAUGCUGAUAAGGUGACCAACGUCUCCGGAAACGUCGUAUCAGUGCUUCAGGCGGGAGCAUUCUUCGGUUCCUUGGGGAGUGCACCGAUCUCUUCCCGACUUGGACGGAGAAGAGGUCUCAUAAGCUUUUCCCUCAUUUUCAUGCUUGGCGCAAUCCUGCAAUUAAUCGCAGGAGUCGGUGGUCGUGGAUUAGGCUACAUAUAUGCGGGUCGAGUUGUCGCUGGGAUUGGAAUCGGAGGUCUCUCUGCGAUAUGUCCGGCCUUCGUUUCCGAAUGCGCUCCUAAAGAAGUUCGUGGUCGCUUUACGGGACUAUUCCAGAUCCUGGUUGUUUUCGGAGUGAUGUUAUCGUACUUCGUUAAUUUUGGAGUCAGUCGGCAAAACAUUACUGGUCCGCGCGUAUGGCAGAUUCCGUUCGGAGUGCAAGUCAUUCCAGCAGGUAUGAUGGCCAUUGGACUUUUAUUUACCAAAGAGUCUCCACGUUGGCUCGCUUCUCGUGGACGCACAACUGAAGCCUUGGAAACACUCGCAUACCUACGCAAGGAAAGCGUAAAUUCGCAGAGCGUACGGGAUGAAAUGGCUGAGAUUGAGGCAGCAAUCGAGGAAGAACGAAAAGCACAAGAUGGACUGAGUCUCAAGGAGAUUUACCUCGGGAAGGGACAUCUGUCUCGCUUUGUAAUCGCUUUCUUUCUACUCUUCUUCCAACAAUGGACUGGCCAGAACUCAGUGAAUUACUUCGCUCCGCAGAUGUUCGAAGCAAUUGGUUACCAUGGGGCAACGCAAUCGCUGUUAGCAUCCGGGGUAUAUGGAAUCGUAAAGGUCGUCUCGACUACAAUAUUUAUUUUCUUCUUCGUCGAGCGUCUUGGUCGUAAGACGUACUUGGCCUUAAGCUCCCUUGGCUGCGGAAUCACGUUCUACGUAAUUGGUGCGAUUCUCAAAACGUAUCCGCCCUCAACCGCCGUUGCCGUUGGAGCGUCUCCUUCGUCGGCGAGCAAAGCCAUGGCCGCCCUAUUGUACAUCUUUGAUGUCACUUAUAGCGUCGGCUGGGGUCCUUUACCUUGGGUAUAUGUCGCCGAGAUCUUCUCACACGGUACGCGCCAUCACGGCCUCGCAGUCGCCAGCGGGAGUCAAUGGCUUUGGAACUUCGUUGUCAGUCGCCUUACGCCAAACCUCAUCGCGAGCCUUGGCUGGAAGAUCUUCAUACUCUAUGGCACAAUCGACAUAGGAGCUAUGUUUGCAUUUUCCCUAAUGAUUCCAGAGACGAGGGGUAAGAGCCUCGAGGAAAUGGAUAUUAUUUUCGGCACGAUCUCGCAAGCCGAGCGCGACACGAAUAUAAUGUCUGUGCAGCGAGUUCUCGAACUCGAUGAUCAUGAUUGCAAAACGGGUGAAGCAUGUGCCGGGGAGGGCAUCAGCGAAAAAGAACCAAACGUUUGA